AUGGUGAACAUUACGGAGAAAAUCAAGGAGAUCGAGGAUGAGAUGCGGAGGACCCAAAAAAACAAGGCAACUGAAUAUCAUCUCGGUCUUCUGAAAGGAAAACUCGCACGUUACAGAGCACAGCUUCUCGAGCCAGGACCCGGCGCAGGCUCAAGCGGAGGAGCAGGUUUCGAUGUCUCCAAAAGCGGAGACGCUCGAAUUGCUCUCGUCGGAUUUCCGUCUGUCGGAAAAUCAACUUUUCUGUCCAAAAUCACCAAGACUAAAUCCGAGGUCGCGGCGUAUUCUUUCACGACCCUUACUGCAAUUCCUGGAGUCUUGGAGUAUGGCGGUGCUGAGAUUCAGAUCCUGGAUUUACCUGGUAUUAUUGAAGGUGCGUCCGAGGGAAAGGGGAGAGGAAGACAGGUUAUUAGUGCUGCGAAGACUAGUGAUAUGAUUUGUAUGAUCUUGGAUGCUACGAAGAAAGCUGAGCAGAGGAGCUUGCUGGAGGCGGAGUUGGAAGCUGUGGGGAUUAGACUGAAUCGGGAACCUCCGUACCUUUGCCUCCUACCUCCGUUCUUGAUUCCUGCUAAUCUAAAGUCUAGAAACAUCUACCUAAAACCCAAAACCGCAGGAGGAAUGAAAAUAACCUUCCAAACACCCCCCAAAAACCUCGACCAGAAAAUGGUCUACAACAUCCUCCGCGACUACAAGAUCCUCAACUGCGAGGUUCUCGUGCGCGAUGAAAACGUCACCGUCGACGAUUUCAUCGACGUGAUCAUGAAAGACCACCGGAAAUACAUUAAAUGUCUGUAUAUCUACAACAAAAUCGAUUCCGUAUCGCUUGAUUUCCUGGAUAAACUAGCGAGAGAACCGCAUACGGUCGUUAUGUCGUGCGAACUCGAUCUUGGGAUUCGGGAUGUGGUUGAUCGAUGUUGGGAGGAGUUGAAGCUGAUUCGGAUUUAUACGAAGAGGAAGGGUGUGGAUCCGGAUUUUAAUGAAGCGUUGAUUGUGAGGAGUAAUAGCUCGAUUGAGGAUGUUUGCGAUCAGAUUCAUAGGACGUUGAAGGAUACGUUUAAGUAUGCGCUUGUCUGGGGAGCGAGUGCGAGACAUGUUCCGCAGCGGGUGGGGUUGGGUCAUAUUGUGGCGGAUGAGGAUGUUGUUAGUAUUGUUAGUAAUUGGAGAGCCUAG
Messenger RNA from Glarea lozoyensis ATCC 20868, 1167 nucleotides. Its product is annotated as P-loop containing nucleoside triphosphate hydrolase. The transcript has 5 exons. The coding region runs from base 1 to 1167 and encodes 388 amino acids. Gene Ontology annotation, biological process: cytoplasmic translation. Gene Ontology annotation, molecular function: GTP binding; GTPase activity. NCBI's taxonomy places the organism in Eukaryota, Fungi, Ascomycota, Leotiomycetes, Helotiales, Helotiaceae. The record is from RefSeq and is a predicted model, not a curated record. Gene Ontology annotation, cellular component: cytoplasm.